Molecule: messenger RNA, 559 nt
Organism: Drosophila innubila
Lineage: Eukaryota; Metazoa; Arthropoda; Insecta; Diptera; Drosophilidae
Exons: 3
Coding region: 137-469 (110 amino acids)
Source: RefSeq, a predicted model, not a curated record
UAUUUGCUGUCCGAAGUGAUUUGAACAAACUUCACAAAAAAUUACAUUUGAAAAACAUUUCAACUUGGCCUCUUCAAAAUUUCGUUAGAGUUGUAUAAAAAAAUUUAUUGCCUAGAUUUUUUACCAAAAACAAAGAAUGUCCAACUUAAUUCGCAAAAUUCUUAACCAAACCAAAGACAUUACAAAUUGGAAAUUUUUGAUUAAGAACAAUUUCAACUUGGCGAAUGUAAUGGGCAAUAGUCUAGAUCUGAAGCUGGAGGAGCUGCGUUUGGAACGCUCUCAGCUGGAGGCACGCGCUAAGACGCUGAUGCAGAAGCAAAGAUCCGCGGAGUCCAUGUUGACGGACUUGACGCGCAACAUAAAGCAAAUGGAAUUCGACAUUGUUCAGAUGGAGAAAGAGAAGACGCAAAUGAUUGCACCUGAGGAAGCGGAAUCACAACAAGCGUCAAACAGUCAACAGAAGGGAUAGAGACAGAGCAAGCGAAUGAAAGAGCAAGCAAAAUAGUCGGGGAUGUUCUCAUUUGUUAUCAGUGACACAAAUGAUCUUUGUUUUACAAAA